Molecule: messenger RNA, 2548 nt
Organism: Penicillium brasilianum
Lineage: Eukaryota; Fungi; Ascomycota; Eurotiomycetes; Eurotiales; Aspergillaceae
Source: the annotation of a GenBank genome assembly
GUCCCGUCGUGUCGAUUAUCCCCGGGCAUUGCACUUUUUUUUCUCCCCUGUUUUCUUUCAAAUUAGUGGUCCGUAUGUUUCGGGCCUCACUACGGUCUGUAUCAGACCCCCUCCGCGACCAUGUCUGCUUUUCCUGCUUAGCGCGCCGAUUCGCCGCGCCGACGAAUCUGCGGCGAUUCCACCGCAUACCUGCGCUCCGAAUUCAGUCCAGCGGCGAGAAUGGAGGAAGUAGCGCAGCCGUGUCGGCUGCGCCGGCGGUGCCACAUUGGGAGCAGAAUUCGCCCAGCAAGAUUCCUCAGCCAGCCGAGCAAGCCAAUGAAGCACUUUUCGACGAAUCACUACCGGAUACUGUGCCAUCAGAUGCUGCUCACCUUCAGAGUCAACAGGCUGCGGCGAGGCGAGCGAGGCGUAUAGCAAGACCACAGGACAAGCGCCGAUCAAAGGAAACUGAAAAGUCAGAUCAUGGAGUGACCAAAGGUGGAUCAGACUCUACGAGCAAACGAAAGGCUGCGAUCCAGAAAGUAAACCAAAUUCUCGACGAGAAGACUUCACCAAAGAAGGGACCGAGGGGACCCAAAGGCAAACUCUCCCACGUCGCAAACUUCAUUAACGAGAAGCAUACUGGAGUAGUUUAUUCCGAGGCUGAUGCACUCAAAGGUAAGAUCUUCCAGAGAAUGAGAUGGGGGCUUUGACUGACAUCUGCAAGCCUUGGAUAUCCCUAUGGCCCCUGUGCCUAGCCUUUCAUUCGGCCUCGAUCGAGUCCUGUUCAAUCCUGGUGUCUACCAACUAAGGGAUCCUCGUUCGCGCGUCUACAAUUUCGAUCCCUAUCUUGGCCAGAUCAUGCCUGUCACGGAAUUCGACUUCAACGCCCUGAAGGAAUACAUCACCUCAUCGAAAGAUGACACCCUCCGGAGUCACGCGAUCAAACAAAAGAAGAAGUACAGUGGAUCAUCUUCCAGCAUGACCUCCGUACUUUCCCAAUUCCACUAUCUUCUUUCUGCUUGGAGAGGUAUCGACACUCGCACCUUAUCACAGGGCUUCCCAGACAAGCUUCGGUCCUUUACUCGCCUCCUCCGAUCGCCGGCUGCCAUGUUCUUGCACUACCAGGAUGGGGUGUAUGCUAUCGAUGCGGAUAAGGAAUUCGACUCUGCUAAUAUCCUUAUGAACCUCGGAAAGUCAAUGGAGAAGCUCCUCACGAUGCCCAAGGAGGACUUUGAACGCUACCGACGGUCAAGUGAGAACAAGAUCACGUCUGAGGAAGAGCAGGCCAUUCCCGAAUCGUACCAUUACUCCACUUACGGCGAUUUCAUCAUGCGAUCUCAGCUGGAUGCCUAUGAUCCUCGUCUCCCCGGAACCGGCAUGUUUGACCUGAAGACUCGCGCCGUCGUGUCGAUCCGCAUGGACGCCAAGAACUUUGAACAUGGCCUUGGCUACGAGAUCAAAACCCGGUUCGGCGACUUUGAGUCGUACGAACGCGAGUUCUACGACAUGAUCCGCGCAGCUUUCCUGAAGUACUCUCUCCAGGUCCGCAUUGGCCGUAUGGAUGGUAUCUUCGUCGCAUUCCACAACGUUGAGCGCAUCUUUGGAUUCCAGUACGUUAGUCUGCCUGAGAUGGAUCAGACUCUGCACGGAACCUCGGACACCGCGCUGGGUGACAAGGAAUUUGAGCUCAGCCUGGGGCUGUGGAAUGAAAUUCUAAACAAGGCAACGGAGAAGUACCCGGAGCAGUCUCUUCGGUUCCACUUUGAGACUCGUGAUGCCGUGACCCCAUUCAUGUACAUUUUUGUCGAGCCCGUCACGAAGGAGGAGAUUCACGCCAUUCAAAACUCCAAGAAGGCCGAGAUUGAUGCCUACCAGCAGCGCCUACUGAACCUCAAGCCUAGCGAGGAUGACAGCGAUCUUGAUGCCCCUCAAGUCGAAGAGACGGCAGAAACCUCUGCUACCGAGGCCGAGGAGGAGGAAUCUGUACCCAAGGGCGAGCUUCUUGCUAUGGCUUUGACAAUUCGGAACAAGGUCAACGGCGAGUAUGUCGAGCGGCCGACGGAAGGUUUCAAUGCCCAAGACAAGUGGCAGGUUGAAUACGAGCUAAGUGAGUUGUCGCCCGCACAGGGCCACGUCAUCUACAAGAUGUGCAAGACUCGUCGGAUGAGGGGACUCGAAGGCCGAGGCGAAGACGAACUCGAGGUUGCAAGCAAUGUGUAUAUCCGCCGACUGCGGCAAAUCAGCAAAGAAGGACGCAAGCACCGCGAGCGUGAGAACCAGCUCGAUAAGGAGCUUGGUAUCGUUGUCUUGGAAGACUGUGUUAAGGAUGGAGCGAAAUAAGACUGUCUCUCAUUUCCGAGUGACAGGCUUUGUUUCCUUUUUUCGAGAUGGAUUCACCCUUGUUUGAACCCUUGGAUGUUUCCCUUUCCUGUAUAUUACUAGAUGUGAUUCCCCGUUCUGUAUUUUUGGCCUGGGGUUCUUUUAACUUUGCACUGGAUGGCGAAGAAUGUUUAUCCAACAAUACAUACAUGGCGUAUUCUGGCUUCUAAGUGGUUAUCUACCUUUG